Messenger RNA from Pocillopora verrucosa, 2076 nucleotides. RefSeq names its product ataxin-3-like. Gene Ontology annotation, molecular function: cysteine-type deubiquitinase activity. Gene Ontology annotation, biological process: protein deubiquitination. The record is from RefSeq and is a predicted model, not a curated record. Gene Ontology annotation, cellular component: nucleus. NCBI's taxonomy places the organism in Eukaryota, Metazoa, Cnidaria, Anthozoa, Scleractinia, Pocilloporidae.
GAUUCGGUUUCAGUAUGGAUGCAAUCUUUCACGAGAAGCAAGAAGGUUCUCUUUGCGCCCAACACUGCCUCAAUGCCUUAUUACAAGGCCCUUACUUAAACCCAGUGGUUCUGGCGGAUAUAGCGACACAAUUAGAUGAGCUUGAGAGAGCAAGAAUGGCAGAAGGAGAUGUUACAUCACAGGAUUAUCAAGAAUUUAUUAAGCAACCUUCUUCAAAUAUGGAUGACAGUGGAUUCUUCUCCAUUCAAGUUAUAUGCAAUGCACUCAGAGUGUGGGGGUUAGAGCUGAUACCAUUUUUGAGUCCAGAGGCCAGAGAGGCACGAGAAAAUCCUCAGUACCAGAAAGCUUUUAUAUGUAACUUACAACAACAUUGGCUGACCAUACGAAAAAUUGGCCAUCAGUGGUUUAAUCUUAACUCUCUGUUGUCCAAACCAGCGCUGAUAACUGAGACAUAUUUGUCACUAUUUCUUACCCAAUUACAGACAGAAGGUUAUUCAAUAUUUGUUGUGAGAGGAAAUUUACCAGAGAGUGAAGCAGAUCAACUUUUGAAGCUUUGUCCAGCUGAAUCACAGAAGAAACCUUUUAAAACGUCUGCACACAAAUUGGUGAACAAAACAGAUCUAACAGCUGCGCUUCAACAGGCCAGUGGUGUUGUAGGAGGUGAUGAUAAACCAGUUGACAUGGACGCAGUUCGGAGAAAACGAGAAUUGUAUUUUCAAAGACAAAACCACACCCAAGCAAACAAUCCAAAUACAGAACAAACCUCAGAGACAGCAGAUACAUCUCAAGAAACUGUAACAACACCUGGUCCACCAGCUGAUCAAGAAGAAUCGUCAGAAUUAUCAGAGGAGGAAAUGCUUCAAAUUGCUCUCAAGUUGUCUCUUGAAAUUACAUAGUGAGGAGUUUUUCUUGGAAUCUGUCUCUUUUUUGUUUCUUUAUAGUAGUAACUGAAGGAAUAAGGAGUGAAUGUAUGUUAAAAAAAAAGAUAGCUAAGUUUUCAAAUUUGUACAAAAUAACAUUACAUAAAGAACUUCUUUAGACUUAGGGCCAAUUUGAUUGGAAUUUCACAUCCCCACAUACUUGACACCUUGGGAGAGGAGGUUUCUCAGAGAAACAAUUUCUUACCUUAAAAAUUCACUGGAAACUGUUUUAAUUUCAUCAUGGAGAGUACUGCAAUAUUUUGUUAAGUAGAAGGUCUCAGGAUACACCUCACAACCUACGAACAUGGUCAAAUAUUUGAAUAGAAAAUCCCUUAUUCCCCUUCAUUAGUUCACACAAGAGGCUUGUCAAUCCUCUCUGAGUUCACCCCAAAGGGAUUUUUACAAAUAAAGGCAUGUAUAUUAGGAAAUACAACAGUUCUUCCUUUAUGGUCAAUUUUUAUCCCAUCAGCAAAGAAACUGCUUGAAUUGUGCUCCUUCUACCGUUUUGUUUGAAUCUUCUCCAAAAUAAUUAGGAACAAAAUGAGGUUGGUUCUGGUAAUAUUCUUUCAACCAAAGCAUUCAAUCAAUAAGAAUCGUGUCCUAUUAUACAGACAGGCAGACAGAAAGUGAACAUUGUCCAUAUAUCCCAACCAAAUCUCGUAUGACCGCUCUCGGUGAAACCGCCUCACGCUCAAAUAGUGCAGAGGACAGGUAGAGUACAGGCAGAGGACAGUAGAGAAUCUAACAUUGACUGCGUGGAAUAGGGAGUCCUACGGAGCCCAGUUAGUGCCACCUCAUAUUUCUCAUCAAGCUUAUUUUUCACCACCUCAGUUUUUUCCCAGCACGACUUCAACUGUUCGGCACUACUUCAACGGUCGUGCACGAUUACAACUUCCCUGCACGACUUCAACUAUUCGGCACGACUUCAGUUUUCCAGCGCGAUUUCAACUAUCUGGCACGAAUUAAACAUCCGGCACAACUUCAACUUUCCGGCAUGACUACAAUUUUCCGGCACGACUUCAACUUUUCUGAACGACUUAACUUUCCGUGCCGGAAAGUUGAAGUUGUGCCGGGAAAAAACUGAGGUGGUGAAACAUAAAGUCGAGGUAGUGAAACAAAAGUUGAUGAGUACUACAAGAUAGUACUAACUGGGCUC